AUGCGUUUCUAAACAUGGCGGGAAGAAGCGGCAACGAAGUUUCGGAUGAUGAUUCUUCAUCUGACGAGGAAGAGUCUGCACGGCUGAGAGAAGCUGUAGCUGACAGUUUUAUCUUUGAAACAGGUAAAUUUUCAUCAAAGACCACAGACAGCAGUAAAGACUUCAAAUCAAAACCAAGUUUGAGGAACAGUAGAGAAUUGGAUGAUGGUACUGAGGAAAAUGGCCUACAAGUGUCUCCGGAGGUCAAGAUUUUUUUAUCAAAGCGUCUAUCAGAAUUCCUAGAUAGGAACAGUGGAGAAGAUCCCGAAAACAUUUCUAAACAAAGAAGACAGUGGUAUAAGACUUUUCAGAAAAUCCCAGGUAAUCUUGAAUAUGGCCAGUUUACAAGAGGCUAGUGAAAGUGAAAACUGGACACCAAAAAAGAAGCGACAAUUCUCGUCAAGCAGGUUUGCAUUUUGUUCUUGUUUUUUCUUACUGGGUGAUAAUAGAAAAUAUUAAGCAACAUAUUUUGAUUUGCAUGGAACAAGUAUUUCAAUAUUUGAGUCCAGUGUUCAUCCUUUCUCAGAGAACGAACAGCCAAAACAAGGAUGGUUCUUCCCGUGUCACUCUUUUCCUGUUGUCUGACCUUCAUCCGCAAUUAAAAACUUAAAAACUUGCCAGAGACUUAAUAGUUACAAUAUAAGCAUUUAUCAGCAGGGAUAAGGCGUUAAGGUACAACACAUGGAGUGCUUAUUUUCUGAAUCGAAUAACUAAAGCUACUUGCUUGCAAACUGCCAAUGUGCUUUAUGUGUCCGUCUGUCAAGAGAUCAAUAUGUAUAAGCGAUACACCUUAAAGCAGAAACUACAAAUGCAGACUGAAGACAAAUAAUAGAUCCACAUAAAAUAAGAUAAUCGAA
This is a messenger RNA of Rhopilema esculentum, 896 nucleotides long. The record is from RefSeq and is a predicted model, not a curated record. NCBI's taxonomy places the organism in Eukaryota, Metazoa, Cnidaria, Scyphozoa, Rhizostomeae, Rhizostomatidae.